GCCAGGAGCCGCGGGGUCUGCAGGCAUGAGACGAAAGAGAAAAGAAGACGAUGUGAAUCACAGAGCUCUUAUGAAAUUCACUCGUGGAUUUUGGAGAAUGUUUUGGACGCUGAGGUGCUGGAUUAUGAUCAUUUUCCUGGCAGGCGUCCUGCCUCCCUGUUGCUCGGGGGUCCAGGUGGUCGUGAGAGACGAGAAGAAGUAUGCUGUGCUGUUCCAGUCGGUGGUGCUGCCGUGCCACUACACCAGCGCGUCCACCCAGAUCCCCGUGGUGCAAUGGGUGUACAAGUCAUACUGCCACGACCGCACGCGGGACUCAUUCAGCUUCCCCGACAGCCUGAGUGGAAGCGGAGGCCUGGGUGGCGGGAUGAGAGGCGGAACCGGAGGAGGGUAUGACACAGGGAUGACGGCGUCCUACCUGGACUGCGCCGACAGCAGCCGGACGGUCCGCAACGUGGCCUCCAUCUCUGGCUCCUCUGUCACCCUGUCAGAGUACUACAAGAACCGAGACAUCUCCAUCAUUAACAAAGCAGACCUGCGCAUCGGGGAGGUCCAGUGGGGCGACAGUGGCGUUUACAUCUGUAAAGUGGUGAUAUCUGAUGAUCUGGAGGGAAACAGUGAAGCCCCCGUGGAGCUGCUGGUGCUGGGUUUCUCAGGUGUGCCUGAAGAUCUCCUGCCAGACUUUGAUUUGAAGAUUAUGCCAGAGUGGGUGUUUGUGGCGGCAGUGGCUCUGGGCAGUGUGUUGUUCCUGCUGCUGCUGGGUGUGUGUUGGUGCCAGUGCUGCCCUCACUCCUGCUGCUGUUAUGUCAGCUGCUGCUGCUGCCCGGACACAUGCUGCUGCCCCAGACACUUGUAUGAGGCAGGUAAGGGUAUAAAGACAGGCACCUCCACCCCCCAGAUGGCCGCCUAUCCUCCUUACUUUGUCUCCGGUGUCCCAACCAUGGUCCCCAUCGCUCCCCCCUCUCUGGUCGAAAAGAUGUCCUCUGUCCCCGCCUCUGACAGCAGCCUACUGGCAGCAGUGCCAAUGCAUGGAGUAGGGGUCCCCUACCGCGUCCCCUCAUCUCAGGAUCAGGACUCUCUCAGGGUGCUGCAGUAUGUAGAGAAGCAGCUGGCUCACUUCAACCCUGCCAGGUCCAACAGCCACCAGUCCUGUAGCCUAUCAGAGCUGAGCUCGCUCCACGACGGAGACACCGGCUUCCGCCAAACAUACCGGAAUGUCCAGAAGAAAGCCCUGCCUGCCAUCCCCGACCAUGACCCUCAGGCCGAACCUCAGCGUUACCGCGACAACCGCAGCCCAGAAUUGGAGCGUUACCGUGAUGAUCCUCCUUCCCCUCAGCGCUACCGUGACGACCCCGAUGCGGAGCGCCAGCGUUACCAUGACGAGCCCCUUCCUCCACGGCGUUACAGUGAUGACCCCCCCUCCUCCUCUCAGACACGCAGACCCAACCGUAACCAACACCAACGCAACCAGAGUCAGGACGACCACCACAGCAGGUGGAACCCUCGCUCAGAACAUCUGCACAGGAAGACCUACCGCGCUGCCGGCCGGACCGGCUCACUGGAUGAGCUGGAGGAGUUCGCGGCCUCUUACAGGCAGAGAGGGAGCCGAGGGGCAGAUAAAGGGAGAGAAGAAAUGGGGGACUAUGAGAUGGAGCUUCUGGAGGUUAGUCGGUAUCCCGCCUAUCGGGAUGGUCCAGCCCAGCGUUAUCACAAUGAUGAAAACGAUCUUAGAGAUGACAGAGACCAAGAUGAUCAUCCAAGACGAGACAAGAAAAAUGGACACAAAAUCAGCCCACUGCCCUCUCCCACAAAGAGGAGGGGCACUUGGGACAGCGAGCGCCCUGUGCCACCACCUCCGCGUGUGAGUCCACCGUCAACUUCUUCUCGAGAGAAGGACUAUGACGGCACGUUCCUUUCUAGCCUGUUGGAGCGCAAGGCCAAGCUGCGUGGGGUCGGCCAGGGGAAGAGCAGGGCCCGGGGUGAAGAAGAUUCAGACACUCCCUCAAAGGGCAGCUCGAAAAAGAGCAGCGGUGAAUCUAGCCGCCAUUGUAGCCGCUCGCCUAGUAAUAGGCCUGAGGUGGGGGAAGGAGACUCACUACCCCCGUACUCAGAUACAGAGCGAAGUAGAACUGACAGGCCCUCUCCACGGCCGCUCCCCACAUACACCCGCCCUUCUCAGUCUCCUGCCCAAUCCCUGCCCGGUCGUCGAGAAGAGCCCAGAGAAAAGUCUCGCAAAGUGGGCACACUUCUCAGCCGAGAUUCUCUCAUCGUCUGAUUGACUGAAAGCCACCGUGACCGAGCGAGUGUACAGCCAUUGCUGGCUGCGGGAACGACAGAUCAGCCAAUAGGUUGACAGACUUACCUUUGUUAAUCCAUGUUGUGGAUUAUAUCGACCAAGGAAGGCACUCCAGAACACAAAAGAUGUUACAUUUUGUGUGGAGCAGAAGCAAAGCUGAAUCAGCACUGAUGAAUGAAGGAACACACACUUACGCAUGAACAUACACUCGUACAACACCAUCUAGUGUGCCACAGGGCUGUCUGUCUGUGACGUCGCUGACUGAUGAGGUCAUCGCUGCUCAGUUUCUGACACCAGCUGCCCCGUAUAUCCCAGUUCCACUGACACUGAACUAAUGCGGGGGUCCUGACCCGACUGUGUCCCGGCAGAACAAGGCCAGUCACCUCUAGUCCCUUUAGAAAAGACCCUGAUCCAGAGAGACUCCCUUUACGCCCCCAAAACAAGGGCUCCAUUCAUUUUCACUUGAUGAGACAACCACAUUAAACAAUCAUGGUUGUGAAACAGUGCAUGUAUGACAACACUGUCAUUGUGACGGAUCAAGCUUCAGUCCUAAGACACCAUACACUACAUAAACACACACUCAUUCCAUGUAUAGCAUGCAGUAACCUAUCCAGGGAUUCAAGAGACAGUAGCAGAGAAAAUUCAAUAUUAAUAAAACUGUUCCAUGUAAGUAGUAGGUGUAAAUUACCAAACGUAAAUAGCAAUGUGUAUCUGUGUUACUGGUAUUUUUCAUCUUAGAUGAAAGGAUGCCAGAGUUUGCACAAAAAUCAUGAUGUUCUCAAAGGGACUAAAGCCUGAUGGAAAUUUGAAAGCUGUUUUUGUUCAUUUUGAAGCUAUUGAGCUGCCACUUGUCUUAGUAUAAUGCCUUUUUUUAUAUAUCUAAACUCAACCUAUUUAUGAAAGUUGUGCUGACAUUUCAUGAUCGUUGUAAUUUGGAAAUCAUUGUGUUUGUCUAAGCACUUGUGAAUGACUGUGUACAUAAGAUGAAGUAGUUUUCCUUUGAUUGAUUUGACCUUUUCUUGUCUUAUCGCUGCUGUGUCAGCAAUUAAACCAACACCUGUAUCUGUUAUCUAACAGUGACUCACACACACAGAAAUAUUACUGAUAAUUUGUGGGCACCUGUACGUCUUGUUUCUUAUUUUGUCCGUUUUUUAUUUCAUUAUUGCUGCUUGAACUGUGCUGGGCAGACUCGCCUUGAGGCAACAUGAAUUCCAAUGUACUGCUCUGUUUUUGUUCUAUCAUUGUCAGAUUGUGUUUUCUGCCGUCUGGUACUGACUGUGUGUAUUUUGUGUGUGUGUGUGCGUGUGUGUAAGAGAGAGAGACACAGAGAGAGAGAGAGAGAGAAAGAAAGAGAGAUGCUUCCUUAGUUUUGCGUAUAUGAGACAAUGUGUAAUUGAGUAUGACUCAUGACCCACAACGUCUUUGUCCAUUGUAAUCACAGACUGCCUGUCCUUACAACGCAACAGGGUCAAAACAAGCUUAUAACACACUAAAAUCACACACACAUCGUUCAGUCAUCAUUUUCUUGAAUAACAUGUUCCCAUUUUGUAAUUUCCCUUUUUGUAACAUGGAUCUAUUUAUUAAACUGGCGAGAUGCAAUGUAGCUUAAUGCGAAGGUUACGGCCAGCUGUGUUUAUCUUUGCAUUUUCGCAGCCAAUAAACUCAG
This is a messenger RNA of Myripristis murdjan (pinecone soldierfish), 3959 nucleotides long. Its product is annotated as immunoglobulin-like domain-containing receptor 2. NCBI's taxonomy places the organism in Eukaryota, Metazoa, Chordata, Actinopteri, Holocentriformes, Holocentridae. Gene Ontology annotation, biological process: pancreas development. The transcript is spliced from 10 exons. The record is from RefSeq and is a predicted model, not a curated record. Gene Ontology annotation, cellular component: membrane. The coding region runs from base 26 to 2272 and encodes 748 amino acids.